AUGGCAAAGGAUAAUUUGUUAUUUAAAUUGGAUAAUCUAGAAUAUCAAUAUAAAUAUCUGACAGGUAACAUCUCCACUUUCAAACCAAGAUAUAAUUCAACAACUAAAUUCUACAAUGCAAAAGGCAAGAAGACUUCUAAAAAAGUGGAAACCAUCCUAUCACAAUUAAACGCUACUCAAUUAUCGCAAAAGAUUAUCGAUUUAAAAUUCGAAAUAUUCAAUAAAAAAAUUCAUCAUUUGGAAAAAAUUUUAAACAAUUUGAUUUUCAAACAAUUAAAUGCAAAUCUUCAUAAUGAAACCUAUAAAAAUAUCAACGUCUUGAAAUCCAUCGAAAAAAUUUUCACGUUGCAAAAUUUUGUUCAAAUGAUUAUUAAAUCAAAAAUUAUUAAAUUAUCUAUAUCGAAAUUUGAAGAAGCUUUGAAAAAACAUCAUGAUAUUGAUCAAACAAAAAUUUCAGAUAUAAAGGAUCCUGUAGAGCUUUGGUUCCACAAUCAUGAAUAUUGGACUUUUUAUAACGAUAAAACUAAUAAAUUUAAUCCAAGUAAGAUAUGGAAAGAUGUAGUCUUAACAGUGGAAAAAUCAGAUCAAAUCAUUAGUACAAUGAUGAAUUCUAAAAAAUUAAAAGAUUUAUUAUCCAAUUUUAAUUCAGGGUUAGAUGUCUUUUUAAAUAUUAAUAAAGAUAUUAAAAAGAAUAAAUUAGAUGACGAUAAUACUACUAAUGAUGAUAAAAUUAAAUCGAAAUCACAAACCUCCACUUCUACAAAGCGUCAAUUAACUGAAGAGGAAUUAAUUGAGCAAUAUGAUGGGUUACUAGCAGCAUCAGAUGAUGAAGAAUCCGAUUCAAGUAUAAUAGAUGAAAAUGUCAAUUAUAAUGAGGUUACAUCUGAUGAAGAUACAAUUGAAGAUAAUUCAAAUAUAACUGAAAAGAAUUUGAAAUCUAAGAAUAAUGUUGAUUCAAGUUCGAACGAUAAUGUUGAUUCAAGUUCGAACGAUGAUGAUUCAAUUAAACUUCCAAAAGCUAAGAAACAAAAAAUUCAAUUACCAGAAUUAAUGGGAGGUUAUUAUAGUGGUGAUGAUGAUGAAGAGGAUAUUGAUUUGGUGGAAGAUAAAUUAGCUAAAAAACAAAUAUCAAUUGAACCUGUUAAAAAAAAUAGACGUGGUCAACGUGCAAGAAGAAAAAUUUGGGAACAAAAGUAUGGUAAAGAAGCUAAACAUAUUCAAAGAGAAUUGAAAAAACAAUAUGAAGAAAGACAACAAAGACAAUUGGAAUAUGAAGCUAGAGUGGCCAAAAGAGCCGCUAGAGCUGCAGAAGAUGAAGCUUAUAGAAAAGAACAGGAAGAAAGAAAAGAGUUUUUGAAUUCAAUUGGCAAUUCAAAAAGGGAAAAGAAACCUGUGGCAAAGACAAAUGCUAUGGAAAAUCAUCCUUCUUGGGUAGCCAAAAAAUUGGCUGCAGAAAAACUUCAAAAUACAAAGUUUAAAGGUAAAAAAAUUACAUUUGAUUGA
Messenger RNA from Henningerozyma blattae CBS 6284, 1503 nucleotides. It is a transcript of the gene BUD22, whose product is annotated as Bud22p. The record is from RefSeq and is a predicted model, not a curated record. Lineage: Eukaryota; Fungi; Ascomycota; Saccharomycetes; Saccharomycetales; Saccharomycetaceae. The transcript has a single exon. Bases 1 to 1503 code for a protein of 500 amino acids. Gene Ontology annotation, biological process: maturation of SSU-rRNA. Gene Ontology annotation, cellular component: 90S preribosome; nucleus.